Trichomycterus rosablanca is the source of this 3057-nucleotide messenger RNA. RefSeq names its product glycoprotein IX platelet (gene gp9). The transcript has a single exon. Bases 1 to 756 code for a protein of 251 amino acids. NCBI's taxonomy places the organism in Eukaryota, Metazoa, Chordata, Actinopteri, Siluriformes, Trichomycteridae. The record is from RefSeq and is a predicted model, not a curated record.
AUGCUCUGUUCGAUCUACACCUUCCACACGUUUGGAACGACCUUCAGUCCCGCUUCCGCCGUGCUUCUGCUUCUUCUUCUGACCUCGGCGUUGGCGCCGGCGGUCUCGGCCUCCUGUAGGUGCACCGCUCCGUUCUCAGAUGGACGGAUCAACUGCAGCUCACAGGGUCUCCGGAGGAUCCCAGACUUCCCGGUUCAGACCACGGAGCUCCAUCUACAGAACAACCGUCUGAGCACGGUGCCGCCGGGUCACUUGGACACGCUGCAGUCCCUCCGUCUGCUGGAUCUGUCGGCGAAUCCGUUUCACUGCGGCUGUAACAUUCAGUACCUGAGGCUCUGGCUCCGGAGGAACGGGGCCGCGGUCAGAGCGCAGCCCACGUGUGCCAGUCCGGCGGCCUUGGCGCGCAGGACGGUGGCGAGUCUGAGCGAGGCCGAGCUCUCGGGCUGCGUGAGGAACCCGUGUCCGGGUACCGGUUAUAACCUGGCAGCGGGGUUCAUGCUGAGCGUCCUCGUGGCGCUGCUGGUUUGGUGUCUGCGCCUGGCUAAAGGAUUAUCGUUUACUCUGGGCAUCGGAGAGAAGCACGCCGGCUUCGAGGCCGAAUCUCUGCGCUCGCUCAAACCCAAACACAGGGCGAGGGUAAGGGGUAUGGGUCACGCCAACGGGGAGCUGGAGAGACCCCUGCUGGACAUGGACAUCCUGCCGCAGAUCAUCGACACGCUGCACAGGCAGCACAACAUCAAGAUCAAAGAAAUGUGAAUCUGAGACUGGACCGCAUUUCCCAUCAUCCUUUGCUCUUCAGGGUCACAUAAAAGCUGCAUUCAAUGAUCUUGAAUAACCAUGUUAUCCUGAUCCUGAAGGACAGGGCGGGACAUAUUCAUCGUUGUCCUGAAAACAGCAAAUCUACCUACUGGCAUGUUUUAGGAGGCGACCUGACCAUGAGCAUGCUGGACGUCCCAGUCCGAAACAAACUGUACUAAAAUAGAGCGACCUCCGUGUGACCGUUCCAGCUAUAUGGAAAUGUGUGCCCAUUCUGUCAAAGGAUUCAUACAGUACUCAAAUGGUUGGUCAGAAAAGCUGGUGCUAUCGACCAGUCAGGCGUCUACAUACAGACAUGAUUACUCACGUUUGCAUUUGCUUUUAUCUAAAGCGAUUUACAAUCAUAACUGAAUACAGUGUGAGCAAUUGAGGGUUGAGGGCCUUGCUCGGGGGGCCCAACAGUGGCAACUUGGCUGGGGUAGGGCUUGAACCGGCAUCCUUCUGAUUAUCGAUCCGAGCGCUCGGCGACUGAAGAGAGAUAUCUAGCAUGUCCAAUAUCUGGAUACGAGUUGCCCAACUGGCAAUAAGUGCUAUGUGGAACAGCCAAUGAGAACGCAAGAUACGGUGUGAGGUGAAGGGCAGGGGCAUAAUAUAGUUUAUAUCAGAAUACAUCAGCACACACACGACCAUCAUACCAACGCUGCAUUGCGAAACUAUUUAUUAACCUCCAACUCACUAUAGAACAGAACAGACGCCCCCUGCUGGACACGCAGCCCAAUCCACUCAGAUUAAUUUAUUUUUCCUCUUCGCUUUUACGCUGCACAUCAGAGAACAGCUUAGAUCUCUCGCUCACUGUUGACGCGCAUUUUUGGACGUGGUGUCACUAAACCCCUCGUCACUUCUCGCGCGUGUUUUCGUGACUAAACGUAAUUUGGGAGAGCAGAGAAGCUCGCCUGCGAUUGCUCCCGGUGAUGGAUGGUGUCGUGUGAAUCCCCCUCUCGCCGGUCAAUCGUGUAGUGUGAGAGCCACACCGACUUGAAAGACUCCCGACUGCAAGAGAUCCAGUCGUGUAGUGUGAACUUGGCGUAACUGCCAGAGCCAGAGCCACCGCGAUUCAAGCAAAUUGAAUAAAACGAAUAAAAAUAAGAAAGAGACACGAACACAGUCAGGCUCUCGAUCCUCCUCCAGCUUUAUUGAUAGUUUAAAAUUACAUUUUCUAUGUUACAGGACUCACGUUUGCAUCCGAACUUCCUUCCGACUUAAAAACCGAGUACAAGCGAAAUGAUAAUCUUACAGUCCGAGUGAUAUCGUACAAAAAUAACAUCUGAUUUUUUAGGUUCUUUUUUUUUUUUCCUCUGUGAGAAACGUUCUGCUUUAGCAAAUCAGCCAGAAAUCCACAAGCUUACUGGUCUUGAUCAUUUAUAUAAGAUAGAAAUUAUUGUUAUUCUUUUUUAUUGUGGGAAUUUAGGCGAUAACGAGCGACGUUUGCGCAACUCACAAACUGACGACUGUACAAAACAAGUCAAAAUUGAAAAAACGAAACCAAAAAAAGACCAAAAGAACGAAGGAUUUCUCAUUAUUUCUAAAUUCUGCGUCGUCGGCGUUAUUACGGAACGUUUUCUUGAUCUGGGCGGGGCCGGAUUAAGGUUAAGAUGAAUCCCUGUGUGUGCGCGCGCGCGAAUGGUUAUCCAGUCGUACUCUCUCUUAAGCCGAGUCGUAUUUUCCCAACUUUAUUCGAAAAACAGUCAAACAAACAAUCAAAAAAAAUAAAUCGAGGCUUCCUGAUGGCCUGCGGAGGCUCUGAGCGUCGAGGUCCUACACGAGCACGCCGUCGCCGAUCUUCAGGGGGAGGUUAAACGAAGCACUAUACAGACCCCUCGACCCAAAAUGAAACGCGCCUUUUAACCCGAACGCAGAAAAACAACCCACAAUUUUUUUUCCAGCCCCCUUGUUUUCGUUAUUGGUGUGAGCGUGUGGAGCGGCUCGCCGGAUCGGGACGGGGCGCCGGCCGAUGAAGAGGAUUCCGAGAAAAUGAUACAGCCAACCAUCAAUGUGAGAAAGGAGGGGCGGGCGAACGGGAGCGGCGCUUACGCCGAGGCCUCGAUGGUGCACUCCCGCGCCAGGUGACCCGUCUUGCCGCAGUUGUAGCAGUUCACCUCGCUGGCUUUGCUGCACUGCACCGCCACGUGGCCGAUCUCGCCGCACCUGAAAGACACAAGCGAGCAGUUAUGAACAAGCACUUCACUCCUAGUUAUACCACGUGUGACCUGUAUGUGACAAAUAAAACUCUGAAACUUGAAA